GUAAACAUCGGCACGUGUGUUGAGGAGAAACUGUGAAAUAAUCUAGCAUUAAACUCGAAAAGCAAUGGCUAGCGCCCAGGUGGAUAAACCACUCCUCUAUCUAGAGGAAUAUAAGCUCAAACAGGAUGCCAACGAUUACGGCAUGUCGGAUGAGUUGUGGGAUUUCGAGCGGUUCAAGCAGCAGCUGCAGAUUGUCGUUGUGCGCUACGAUCAAAACGAGCUGGAGUUCGACAUGAUCGGCGUUAGUCCUGCCGUGGCCAACGUGUUCCGGCGCCUGAUGCUCAGCGAGGUGCCGAGCAUGGCGAUCGAGAAGGUUCACAUCUACAACAACACUUCGAUCAUACAGGACGAAGUGUUGGCCCAUCGGUUGGGGUUGAUCCCUCUGCGUGCCGACCCGCGGAUGUUCGAGUAUAAAGCCAACGAAAGCGAUCCUCCGACGGCGCAGGACACACUGGAGUUCGAGUUGAAAGUCAAGUGCACACGGAAGAACAAAGAAGCAUCGGAAGUGACGAACAAUGAUAGUAUGUACAAAAAUCACAGCGUAUACUCGGGGCAAAUUAAAUGGGUGCCGAUCGGCAAUCAGUCGACCGUAUACACCGAGGCAACCGUCGGUCCGAUCGAUGACGACAUUCUCAUCAGCAAGAUGCGCCCCGGCCAUGAGUUCGACAUCAAACUGUUUGCCGUAAAAGGGGUCGGUAAAGAUCACGCAAAAUUCUCCCCGGUUGCCACGGUUUCCUAUCGACUCCUGCCGGACAUCAAGAUUGAACGGCCGAUCGUGGGAAACGAUGCGCGUUUGCUGCAGAAGUGCUUUUCGCCUGGAGUGAUCGAAAUCGACAAGGAAGAUCGUGCCUUCGUACAAGAUGCCCGAUACGACAGUUGCAGCCGGAACGUCUACCGAUACCCUCAGCUAGCAGACGCGGUCACAAUGGCACGGGUUCGAAAUCAUUUCAUUUUCACAGUGGAAUCGCUCGGUGCCCUCAAGCCGGACGUAAUUUUUGUCGAGGCGGCCAAAUUGUUGAAGAAAAAGUGUCGAAUGUUUUUGGAUGAAAUAAAGGGAAAUUAAAAUCAACGGAAC
Anopheles coustani is the source of this 1075-nucleotide messenger RNA. It is a transcript of the gene Polr1C, whose product is annotated as DNA-directed RNA polymerases I and III subunit RPAC1. Bases 65 to 1063 code for a protein of 332 amino acids. The transcript has a single exon. Gene Ontology annotation, biological process: DNA-templated transcription. Lineage: Eukaryota; Metazoa; Arthropoda; Insecta; Diptera; Culicidae. Gene Ontology annotation, cellular component: RNA polymerase III complex; RNA polymerase I complex. Gene Ontology annotation, molecular function: protein dimerization activity. The record is from RefSeq and is a predicted model, not a curated record.